This is a messenger RNA of Eleginops maclovinus (Patagonian blennie), 2262 nucleotides long. RefSeq names its product solute carrier family 22 member 2-like. Lineage: Eukaryota; Metazoa; Chordata; Actinopteri; Perciformes; Eleginopidae. The coding region runs from base 346 to 2025 and encodes 559 amino acids. The record is from RefSeq and is a predicted model, not a curated record. The transcript has 11 exons. Gene Ontology annotation, biological process: transmembrane transport. Gene Ontology annotation, cellular component: membrane.
UAAAUGUUCACUUAUUUACAGCAUUAACACGAGACGCACGGAGCUGCUCUCUAGGGAGGCCAAUGGUGCUUCCAUUGUAUGCUAAUGACUCGCGUGUAACCAUUAAAGCCACACACUGGUUUUAUGACGUCUGACAAAAGUGAUCAUAUUAAUGUUCCACCUGUUUCCCCGUAGAGCAGCAAUCUGUUUCUGAGGACCUUUGCUCCUGCUCGUCCCGUUAAAAACCCAAAGCAUGUCAGGGAUACCUCUGCAGGGAGAUGCUCAGUGUGCACUGUCAGGGCUGCACACACCGUCAGUUAAACUAGUUUUUACUUCUUAGCUGUUUUUAAAGUCCUCUCUGCAGCCAUGACCACUUUUGACGACAUCUUGGAGGAAGCGGGGAAGUUUGGCCGCUGUCAGAAGCGGAUCUUCGCCCUGCUGUGCUUGGUGUCCAUGCCCUGGGCCGGGGUCUACGUGGGCAUCGUCUUCCAGGGUUUCACCCCGGAUCACUGGUGCCGGGACCCCGCGGUGGUGGAGAGGAGGCAGGCCUGCAGCUGGAGCCUGAUGGAGGGUCGCAGGCUGACAGUGCCUCUUGUGAACAGCUCAGGGUCGGUGCAGCCGAGCAGCUGCGAGCGCUACCAGGUGGACUGGAACACCACGGCUCUCAGCUGUGAUUCACAGGAACUGGACCUCAGCAAAAUACCAACCACUGCAGCCUGCAAAGACGGCUGGGAGUACGACUAUGAGGGGAGACAGUCCUUUGUUACUGAGUUUCACCUGGUGUGUGCAGAUGCAUGGUUGGUGGAUAUGUACCAGGCCACGCUCAACGUGGGCUUCCUGGUGGGGAGCAUCGCCAUCGGCUACCUGGCCGACAGGUUUGGCAGGAAGAUCAGCUUCCUGAUGUCCAACCUGUUGAACGCGGUCACAGGGAUCAUGGUGGCCGUGGCUCCGAACUACGUGACUUUACUCGUCUUCAGAGCGCUGUACGGCUUCGGAGUGAAGGGCGGCUGGGUGGCCGGAUACGUGCUGAUCACCGAGCUGGUGGGGGUGGAGUACAGGCGCACAGUGGGGGUCCUGUACCAGAUGUUCUUCAGCGUCGGCAUCCUCAUCCUCCCGCUGCUCGCCUACUUCAUCACAGACUGGCGCUGGCUGCAGGUCGCCAUCACUGCGCCUUACUUCGUCUUCCUGUCAUACUACUGGUUUAUCCCAGAAUCUCCCAGAUGGCUCCUCUCCCAGAACCAUAAGUCCAAAGCUGUGGAGAUCACCGAGGCCAUGGCCAAAGAGAACAAGAUGACCCUGUCCAAAAACAUCGAGAAUCUGACCGAUGAUAACGCAGACACCCGCACCGCCUCCUUCAUGGACCUGAUCAGAACUCCAAAGAUGAGGAAACACACUCUCAUCCUCAGCUUCAACUGGUUCACCAGUGCCAUCGUGUACCAGGGUCUGAUCAUGAGGCUGGGCAUUCUGGGAGGAAACGUCUACAUCGACUUCCUCAUCUCCGGCCUGGUGGAGUUCCCCGCUGCCUUCCUCAUCCUCUUCACCAUCGAACGCAUCGGCAGACGCAUCCCCUUCGCCACCGCCAACAUCGUGGCCGGAGCCGCCUGCUUCAUCACCGCCAUGAUCCCCGACAGCAUGUUCUGGUUCAAGACGGUGGUGGCCUGCAUCGGUCGGCUGGGGAUCACCAUGUCCUUUGAGAUGGUGGUAUUUGUGAACACUGAGCUCUACCCAACCUUUGUCAGGAACUUUGGAGUGUCUGUCUGCUCGACUCUGUGUGACGUGGGAGGCAUCGUGGCUCCCUUCCUGCUCUACAGACUGGCCGUCAUCUGGCUGGAGCUGCCUCUCCUCAUCUUCGGGUCUCUGGCUUUCGUGGCCGGGGGUUUGGUGUUGUUGCUUCCGGAGACCAGAGGCAUUCCGCUGCCCGACACCAUCGACGACAUCGAGAACCCAGGGAGGAUGAAGGAGAACACUGCCCUGAGGAACCAGCAGCUGACCAACCUGCUGCCCACUGAAAACAUCUCGAGCAGCACGGAGCCGGCCACAGUUUAGCUGUCUGUGACUGACAGAAGUAUUUAUUUAUGGGUUCUUUAGAUACCUCUUAGAUUGUGUGCUGCUAAAGUUCUCUCUGAAUAUUAUCACACACAAACGAUUUAAACCUCAGGGACGAGUGUCGUUGGAUUGAAAUGUGUGUGACGGGAGACGGUUAUCAUGUGAUUAUUAUAUAAAUACUUAAAUUAUCAGAGAUCCCCGUGCUGCCAGUGUUUAUUAAAACAUGUAUUCAACUUU